AUGAAGCAGUUCAAGCUACCGAAAGUAAUUAAACGCAAAGCAGGACACUCCAAGAAUAGGGAUGUCCGCAAUGAUAAGGAGCACAAGAUGGCGGAAGCACUAAAUCAAGGUGGAAUGGCUAACACCUCAAAUAAUGUGAAACAGCCAUCCCCUUCGGAGGCUCGAAAGCUGCACGAGAAUAUGGAGCAGCCAUGUGCGAAAGCACUUAAAGGUCAGAUGGAAUUUGGGUACCGAAAGCGAUCCCAUUCCAUGGAACAGGUGCCCUACGAGGACAUGGACCAGCAAUGGUCGAAGGAGGUGACAGACACACUAAACACGAACCAUUCCAAAUCGAAUGAGCCGGAGCAAGAGCCAUCCGAAAGCCAGGAGCCCGGCGAAGGCAUGGCCGAACCUUGUGGCCAGAUGACAGGCGCGUCCAACAAGAAGUCGCGUAACAAAAUGCCCAACCUGAGGCGGAUAGCGCGAAUGCCAUCGCUGUCCGAGUGCGAUCAGCUCCACGAGGAUAUAAGAGCCCAGUUGGCGGAGGUGGAUCGUCUUUGCGAUAACAAAAGCGAGCGAAGUAGCGCUAGAAUUGAGCACUCCGGCGAUCAGAGUCCUGGCAGGGCAUCCACCAAGUCGAACGAAGUGGAAGAGCAGACCAAUGGAGACUCCUCCCAGGGCAAUUUGUAUUGCGACGACGAUGGUAGUAAUGGAUACGAACGGGAAGAGUGCGCCGACGACUAUGUGUAUGGUGGCUAUCAUCCGGUGUCCAUUGGCGAUGUCUUCGCGAGCCGCUAUCAUGUCAUCAAAAAGCUGGGCUGGGGUCACUUCUCCACCGUGUGGCUGUGCUACGAUUGCAGGAUGAAGCGGUACUGUGCCGUCAAGGUGAUCAAGUCGGCGCUGGAGUACACGGAAACCGCUUGCGAUGAGAUCAAGCUCUUUUCCGCCAUCGACAAGUAUGAGAGCCAUAAGUACAGAUGCAAGCUGGUCGGCUUCUACGAUCACUUUCAUAUCACCGGACCGAACGGCACACACACGUGCCUGGUGUUCGAGGUCCUCGGUGACAAUCUGUUGAGCGUCAUCGAGAGGACCGCAUACAAGGGAUUGCCCCUCUGCAACAUCAAACAGAUAGCCCGGCAGAUCCUCACGGGCCUGUACUUUUUGCACAACAAGUGCCGCAUCAUACACACCGACCUGAAGCCGGAGAACGUGCUCCUGGUGGCCAACGAUGUCACCAUUCGGGCCCAGGUCAGCCAAGCAAUUGACAAGUAUUUAAAGGUCCACGAGGAGCGGCAAAGAACGGGACACAUCCCGCCACGUGCCAACGAGGGCGUUGCCUCUCCCGACAGGUCCAAGAAGACCAAGUCGGCCAAGAGACGGAUGCGUGCGAGGACCAAGAAAGUAAUAUCGUUCUUCAAGAGUCAUCGCCGCUUGCUCCGCAUGCAGGGCAUCCAGGAUCUACUGCGUCUGUCCGAACGAGGCCUCCUCUCGCCACUCAUGGCCUCCAAGGCCGUCACCGAUAAGCUGCCCUUCUUGCCCUUCGGCUUCGACGGGCUGAAGAUACUCAACGAUGACGAGGUGGCCACUGUGCAGAACUUGGCGCCGGUCGAGCAGGUGGGCGAUGUGCCAGCCACUCAUCCAAAUGUGGAGCGGGACAACAACAACAACAACAACAAUGACGACGAAGAGUUUCUGGACUCGGAAUGCAAUAACGUGGACAUGCUGCUAAAGAAUCCGGCAUAUUUCAUGCGAUACGUGAUGUACAAGGUCGUGCAAUCGGAUGAGAAGGAGCGCAGCACCCAGCAUAGGAGGCGGUUUUCGCAGUCCAGUGGACGUGGCCACAAUAAGAAGAAAUCGAGCUGCCGAUCGAGAUCUGCAUCGCAAGUUUCACAUUUGACUGAAUCCUGUGGCCUACCGAUAAGCGAGCCCAGCUUGAGCAAACUUAACCCCAAGGACCCGGCCACCGAGGAAUGCGAGGUAAUGGUGAAGAUAGCCGACUUGGGCAAUAGCUGUUGGUUCGAUCACCACUACAACGAUGACAUCCAGACCCGUGAGUACCGUGCCCUGGAGGUGAUCCUCGGUGCGGGAUACACAGAGACCGCCGACAUCUGGAGCGUGGCCUGUCUGUUAUGGGAGCUGGGCACCGGGACCUAUCUAUUUGAUACCCAUUCGAAGCGGGGCAAGUACAAUUUGGAUGAGGCACACAUAGCCAGGAUCGUGGAGACCUGCGGCAUCGUGCCCAACGAUCUGGUCAAGAAGGGCAUAUACUCGUCAAAUUUCUUCAGGAGCACCGGCCAACUAUGCCAUAUCCCCAUCUUGAAGACCCGUAAACUGUCCACUGUCCUGGUCAACGAGCAUGGAUGGUCGCAUAGCGAUGCCAAGGCAUUCGUGGCCUUUCUCACGCCCAUGCUGAACACCAAUCCUCAGCUCCGCGCCUCCGCUCGCAAGGCCUUGGGUCACCCCUUUUGCAAGCAGUUGUGCCCCCGAUAUUGUGCUCAUAAAAAAAACAAUAGCAGUAACAGUAACAGUAACAGUAACAAUAACAGUAACAGUAACAGCAAUAGUAACAGGAGCAAUAGAAGUAACAGUAGCACCAACAUUAGCUCAAACAGUAGCUUUAACAGUUACACUAACAGCAACAGCGACAGUGAUAGUGUCAGGGACAAGGACAGCAGCAGCGACAAGGAUAGCAACAGCGGCGAGGACAGCAAACACCACAAGGACAACAACAGCGACAAGGACAGCAACACCAACAGCAACAGCAACUGCAACAGGGAUAGCAGCCGCGACAAGGACAGCAAUAGCAACAGCGACAAGAUCCAUGGCUGGAUUGGAUUGGAUCGCAUCGGAUCGGUAAUUAGUCGUCUGGAACUGGACGAAUUGGCUCAGUGA
Messenger RNA from Drosophila erecta, 2871 nucleotides. RefSeq names its product SRSF protein kinase 2. The record is from RefSeq and is a predicted model, not a curated record. Lineage: Eukaryota; Metazoa; Arthropoda; Insecta; Diptera; Drosophilidae. The transcript has 4 exons. The coding region runs from base 1 to 2871 and encodes 956 amino acids. Gene Ontology annotation, molecular function: ATP binding; protein kinase activity. Gene Ontology annotation, biological process: spliceosomal complex assembly; regulation of mRNA processing; protein phosphorylation.